AUGAACACUGCUCAUCGCCUGAUAUUAUCUGUGUUGUUGUCCCUUGAUCUGCUCACUUUGGGGUUUGAUGUCAGUGAGAACGUAUGUUCCACCUUGGUUUCUGGAGUUCUGUACAGAUCAUUCUCCUUACAGGACAUAUUCCCUGAAGCCUUGUCUGGCUGCUCCUGGACUAUUGAAAACCCAGAUCCAACAAAAUAUUCAAUUUACUUAAAAUUUCAUAAAGCGAAGCUGCUUUGCUCCCACACCUCUCUGAUGGUACUGCAGUUGGAUCACUACAUUCCGAACCAGACCUGUAGCACAUUGGAUUACAUUGAUUAUGAUGCUGUUAACUUGUGUGAAACAAGGAAUUUGUUUACAUUUUUACAGUUUGAUAAAGAUUUUGUACAAUUUUGUCUGACUUCUGAAUCAGUUUUGAACGAUAACCUCGGGAAAAAUGCAAUGGAAUUUCAACUCUUGGAGGUUAUUUUACUGAAUAAUGAGAAUUCUAGCCAGUUUGGCUGUGGAAUAUUGUGCCAUUGGUUUCAAAGCUGCUUGAGCAACAAAAAUCAUCAUGAACCAUGUGGAAUUAAUUACUCAGGGUGUGCAUGCCCAGACAUGCAUGAAAAUGAGUCCGACUCAAGCACGGCACUGCCUUUCAUCGAAAACGAGUGCUGUGUGCCGAUGAUAUUGCCAGGGGACAGCAAUGGGCGCUACAGAAGGCCCAUACCAUACGGAGGGGAUGAAAUUAAGAAACAACGGAAAAUUAGAAGGCAGCAUCCAAGAUCAGCUGAUGACUCUGGAACAUUUAUGGCACAAAUUGGAGAUCCUGCUGCCGAAGAAUGGUCUCAGUGGAGUGUGUGCUCACUCACAUGUGGCAUGGGGUGGCAGGUGCGAACAAGAUCCUGUGUCGCCUCUCCCUAUGGAACUCUGUGCAGCGGUCCGCUAAGAGAAACCCGAAUUUGCAAUAAUUCAGCCACAUGUCCAGUUGAAGGACAGUGGCUGCAGUGGGGACCAUGGAACAGGUGCUCAGUAACAUGUUCAAAUGGAACGCAACAGAGAACCCGCAAAUGCAUUUCGACCCACGGUUGGACAGAGUGCAAAGGUCACCAGGCUGAGGCCCGGGACUGCUUCAAUCAGGAGUGCUCAACUGAAGGCAAAUGGGGUCCAUGGAACCACUGGAGUUUGUGUUCCAAGACAUGUGACAGUGGCUGGCAGCGACGUCUCCGAAUGUGCAAAGGGACAAGUGUCAAAGGCUAUCCAUGUGAAGGAUCAGGGGAAGAGGUCAGGACAUGCAAUGAGAAAAGAUGCCCAGCUCCCCAUGAGAUGUGUAGGGAUGACUACAUCAUGGCAAUGACCUGGAAAAGGACCGCAGCUGGGGGACUUGUUUAUAACAAGUGCCCUCCAAAUGCAACAGGUUCAGCCAGUCGCAGAUGUUUAUUAAAUUCUCGUGGAAUUGCAUUUUGGGGACCACCAAGUUUUGCCAGAUGUGUCUCACAUGAUUACAGGCACUUACAUCUAUCGAUCCGAGAGCACCUGGCUAAAGGACAACGGACCUUGGCCGGUGAGGGCAUGAUCCAAGUCAUAAGGACUAUGCUGGGCUUAAUGGAGAGAAAGAAUUUCUACAGUGGAGAUCUGUUAUUCUCUGCAGACAUAUUGCGGAACGUGACAGACACAUUCAAGAGAGCCAGCUAUAUUCCUGCUUCUGGUGAUAUACAAAAAUUCUUUCAGAUUGUCAGCUACAUGCUUGAAGCAGAGAACAGAGCAAAAUGGGACGAUGCACUUCAAGUUGCACCUGGAUCAAUUUACUUGAUGCGGGUGGUUGAAGAUUUCAUCCAUGUUGUGGGUCAUGGGCUAAAGGUUUUUCAGAGCGCCCUCAUUGUGACAGAUAAUCUUGUGACUAGUAUUCAACGAGAACCUGUUUCUGCCGUAUCAAGUGAUAUCAGCUUCCCAAUGAAAGGCAGGAGAGGAAUGAAGGAUUGGGCGAGAAACUCAGAAGACAAACUUUAUAUUCCAAAAGAGGUUUUCAUGCUUUCUUCUUCAGAAACAGAUGACUCAGCCUAUUAUGUCAUCGGAGCUGUGCUUUACCGGACGCUGGGUCUCAUCUUACCUCCAAUGGGAAAGUCGAUGGCAAUAAAUUCCAAAGUACUGGCAGUAACAGUAAGGCCACAGCCCAAGGCCUCAGAACCAAUUGUUGUAGAGUUGUCUCAUCUCAUUAACGGAACAUCUGACCCACACUGUGUUGUUUGGGAUGACACCAAAACGGACUCUGGUCCAGGGAGCUGGAACCCUCAGGGCUGUGAAACAGUGCAAACACAAGCAGCACACACUAAAUGUCUUUGUAAUCAACUGGCCACUUUCGCCAUCUUAGCCCAGAAACCGAGAGAUUCGGUGAUGGAUGACCCAGGAUUACCGUCUGUUCCGUUAAUGAUCGGAUGUGGAAUUGCCUGUAUGGCCCUUUUAACAUUGCUUGCUGUAUAUGCUGCUUUUUGGAGAUUUAUAAAAUCAGAGCGAUCCAUUAUCCUGCUCAACUUUUGCCUGUCUAUAAUGGCUUCAAACAUUCUGAUUUUGGUUGGCCAAACACAGAUACACAGCAAGGGUGUGUGUAUGAUGACAGCAGCUUUUCUGCAUUUCUUUUUCCUUUCAUCCUUCUGUUGGGUGUUGACAGAAGCCUGGCAGUCCUAUCUUGCUGUGCUGGGAAAAAUUAGGACCAGGCUGAUAAGGAAACGCUUUCUCUGCCUUGGCUGGGGUUUACCUGCUCUGAUUGUGGCCAUUUCCGUAGGGUUUACAAAAGCCAAAGGAUAUGGAACAGCAAAUUACUGUUGGCUGUCUUUGGAAGGAGGCCUCCUUUAUGCAUUUGUCGGACCGGCUGCAAUCAUUGUAUUGGUAAACAUGCUGAUUGGGAUCAUAGUAUUCAACAAACUCAUGUCCCGAGAUGGAAUUUCAGAUAAGUCCAAAAAGCAGCGGGCUGGUCAGGCAAGUGAAGCCCGUAGCGGUUUGAUGCUCAAAUGUUCCAAGUGUGGAGUUGUUUCAACUACAGCAUUAUCUGCCACCAUCACCAGUAACGCCAUGGCAUCCCUGUGGAGCUCGUGUGUUGUUCUCCCAUUGCUGGCACUGACCUGGAUGUCAGCUGUUCUGGCGAUGACUGACAGGAGAUCGAUUUUGUUUCAAAUACUGUUUGCAGUUUUUGACUCCGUUCAAGGCUUUGUUAUUAUCACAGUCCACUGCUUCCUGAGGCGAGAGAUUCAGGAUGUUGUAAAAUGUCGAACAGGAAGCUGCAAAACUGAAGAGAAUGAAAACUCACCUGAUUCUUACAAAAAUGGUCAAGUCCAGAUUAUGACAGAUUUUGAAAAGGAUGUGGACCUAGCCUGCCAGUCAGUACUUUUCAAGGAAGUCAACACUUGUAAUCCUGCGACUAUUACUGGAACACUGUCUCGCAUUUCUCUGGACGAUGAAGAAGAUGAAAAGAUAAAUAUAAACAGUCAAGGGAUGAACUUCACAACCCUUCCAGGAAACAUUCCACCAGGAAAUGUUUUGGUUCAGUUGCCUCCUAUGCAUCAGUUGCGCAACAUGAUGUCUGGUAUAAAUGAACUGAAUGAGCAGCCAGCCAAAAAAGAAACCAAUAGUGAGUUGAGGGGAACACUGUAUCUGUGCACGGAGAACACAUUGAAACCAGUGGAUGUGAAGUGGAGGCGGGCACAGGAGCAGCCACUGGAAGGUGACUACAUGGUGCUCCCAAGACGUACAGUCAGCUUAAAGCCUUUCAUCAAAGAGGACAGCAAGUUAAACAUCAAUAUGGAUGACAACAAGCAUAAUAUCAUCGGGAACCAACCAGCUGAGUCAGAGAUUUAUCCUAACUUUGCCUCAGUCGAUCAGAUCAACAUUAACUUAAAUCAACCAUAUGGCACUCUUAAUCACCCACGGAGUGUACCCCUCAAACAGCACCCUUCGGUGCGACACAUUCUGGCGUCGGAACUUGCUGACAGGAGCAGAACCAUGCCACGCAACAAACCAAGUUCAGCGGGGUCCACGGGUUCCUUAGAAAGGAAAAGAUUGAGGUACUCCGAUCUUGAUUUUGAGAAAGUCAUGCACACAAGGAAGCGUCACUCAGAACUCUAUCAUGAACUAAACCAGAAAUUCCACACCUUGGACAGAUUCCGAGAUCCCGAACCCUCAGGAUUUAAGCAAGAAAAGCAAUGUAGCAUUUCCACAGCAGGAGCUGAAAAGAGCACGUCAGCUGAACAAACCACACCUGUGGAGCAACCGUGGGAGAACUUCCAGACCACAGCAGCCAACACACUUCAUUUAGACACCCAGGAAAAUUUAGAACUUCAUUCACCAGAGUGGGAAGCAUCUGCCACAAUCCCUCUGGAUACAUCUGAAGGAGACUUUCAAACUGAAGUUUAA
Molecule: messenger RNA, 4383 nt
Organism: Carcharodon carcharias (great white shark)
Lineage: Eukaryota; Metazoa; Chordata; Chondrichthyes; Lamniformes; Lamnidae
Gene: adgrb2
Product: adhesion G protein-coupled receptor B2
Exons: 37
Coding region: 1-4383 (1460 amino acids)
Biological process (GO): adenylate cyclase-activating G protein-coupled receptor signaling pathway; peripheral nervous system development; negative regulation of angiogenesis
Cellular component (GO): plasma membrane
Molecular function (GO): G protein-coupled receptor activity
Source: RefSeq, a predicted model, not a curated record